This is a messenger RNA of Xiphophorus maculatus (southern platyfish), 5773 nucleotides long. It is a transcript of the gene gpr27, whose product is annotated as probable G-protein coupled receptor 173. The record is from RefSeq and is a predicted model, not a curated record. The transcript has a single exon. Lineage: Eukaryota; Metazoa; Chordata; Actinopteri; Cyprinodontiformes; Poeciliidae. Gene Ontology annotation, biological process: G protein-coupled receptor signaling pathway. Gene Ontology annotation, cellular component: plasma membrane. Gene Ontology annotation, molecular function: G protein-coupled receptor activity. The coding region runs from base 2693 to 3808 and encodes 371 amino acids.
CAGCACAUGUACACAGACAAACACACACGACGGGAGCUGCGUCUGCAGGCAGCCAGCUGUGCCGGCGCCAAACGUAACACUAUAUUUUCAGUGAGUACUGUUAUCUGAACAGCCUAAAUAAAUAAAUAAUUACCGGUACAGCAAAUAAUAGCCAAUAAUCAGUGAUUGAUUUUAAGCUGGCCAAUUAACCUGGGCCCCUCUCACACAAUUCUAUAAAUCUAUAUUUAAACACUGUUAGUGAUGCUGAUGUUCUUAGAAGGCUCAGAACCACAGAGACUGUUUUGGUUGCCCAGGCCUUGUGGGGUGGAUUUUUUCGGAUCUGUCAGCAGCGGUGCAAACCCCCCUGGUAGUAACACCAGGACCCCCUCGACCUCCUUAGCUGACCUGAUUAAUUCCUGAAGAAAAUAUGAGGUAGAAAUCUAAGCAUUUUGAAACCACUGACACUGAAAGACCAACAUUUUUGUAACAUCAAAUAAACACUUUGAUCAGACAUGACCUACUUCAAAAAUUAUUAAUGGCGAAGAGAACAGGCAACAGCAACACUGACCAAGGACAAGGACCAACAACAUGAACUAACAGUAUGGAACAACAUCAUUGACCAAUCACAGAAGUUAAAGACAUUCAGACAACUACUUGAACAAACAAUAGCAUCAACAAAACAACUGCAAGGGGUUCACUGCAAGGGGUUCACUGCUUUACUGCAGAUGAAUUGACAAGAUGAUGGUGAGUAAUAACCACGUUGCAGCUAGAGACAUAUCUAUAAAUGCAGCAAAUGCAUAUGCAAAAUAGGCAUAUGCAACAUCUAUAUGCAGUAAACACAUGUGCAACAUACUGUAGAUAUAUGCAUCACCCACAUAUGCAACAUCUAUAUGCAGCAACAUCGACAUAUCCAUAAAGCAUAAAGACCAUAGACAUCAACCGAAGACACAUAGCAACAACAUAGAUCAACAACAUUUACACAUAUGACUUCUACUUAUUUUUGAUACAAAUGGAACCCCAUAUUUUUUACUGCUUUUCAUUGGAUGCUUAUGUUAGUUAUUGAGUUGUGAUUUUAUGUCGUUUUAAGUUUGUCACAUUUUAAGAGGUUUUUAUUAGUUCGGAUGUGGCCGUCAGGUGUGUCUGGCGGAUGGCUGAGGUUUUCUCCACGCUGACACAGAAGAAUGGCAUCAAGGUGGGUCUCCAUGCAGCGUGGAGAAAGUUUGUUUGGCUGUUGGGGAGCUGAUUGGACAUGGCUCUAUCAAGUCCGCAGCUUGAAUGAUAUGAUAUCAGAUGCUGCAGAUCUUCUCUCAGUCUGUUGCUGAGAGCGUCAUGUUUUUUGCCAUCAUCUGUUGGGGCAGAGGCAUCAGAGCCAGGGACAUAAAAAGGCUCAAUAACCUGAUAACGAAAGCUGGUUCUGUUCUGUGGCACCUCUGAAGAUUAUUAUGCAAAGAAGGAUUCUUCAUAGAAUCAAGAAAAUUAUGGACAACCCUGGUCACCCUCUUCAUGAGACUGUCUUGGGAAAACAGUGUCUACAGUCAGAAGCUUUUAAAGAUUUACUCUACAGACUGCUACAAGAGAUCUUUCCUGCCAUCAGUUAUCUACAAUAACUCUAUGAAGAAAAUGAAUUAAUACGAGUAACAACAACAUUUAAUUUCCCUUUGGAAUCAAUAAAGCAUUUUUGAAUUUGAAUUUUUAUUCAUAGAUUCCUGUGAUCAGUGUCACUGAUCUUACAACGCCUUUACAAUAAUUUAGGGCAUUAAAAACAAGAUUUAAUGAGUAACCCAUUUUAAAAAAUCCCUCAUGAACAUUGAUUCAGUGUUUCUCGAUACAAGUUAUGCAUUAUGUAAAUCAUAACUUACCUUGUUUUAUUUUUAAACCUUUUUUGGACUUGCAUGUUCUGGAUGACUGAGAACAAGUAGAUAGAAAUAAAUAUCUGGGCAGUAUUACUUAAACUUAAGGCUCAAAGCACCAGGGUUUUCCUAGAAAAAUAUUCAGAUUUUAUUUCGUGGUUUUAAAGGCUGUACGUUAACGAUGGUAAGAAAUAAAUGCAUGCUGUCUUCUUUUCAAUCUACUGUCAGCUGCUAUGCUCUCUCUCUCCUCUGGUCUCAGUGUGUUAUGAGACAGAUAAUCUGUGGAAAAAUCAAGCUCUUCUGAUCCCGCUGCGCGCGCGCGUGAUGCUUCGUUAGAACCCUCUCCUCCCUCCCUUCGCUUCUACUACGUCUCCUUGAUUGCAGCAGGAAAAUGAAGCAACACAGAAACAUUUGCAGUUCAUUCGUGAUUCGAGCAGCAGGUUUAGGACGCUGCACGAGAGGCGAACCUCUGAGCUCCGACGCCAUUGGGUGGAGGGAAGCUGGGAUGCGCUUUCUGAGCAGAUUGUCGCCUGGCUGUGUGGACGCCCUCUGAAAAUGGUGUAGGCUAUAAUAAUAAUCCCGGCGCAGGCAGGCCGCUUCUGCUCCAUGGCGAUGAGUGACGGAAGGGAAAAUUGGGCUUUUUCUUCUUACACCGGACGCUUCUGAGAUGAGGGAUAAAAAGAGGAGGAAGAAGAAAUUGGCGUUUGAUUUUUAGGUUCGGAUUACAGCACAUCGAGAUGGAUUCUAUUUAGGAGUAGGUUUAUAUUAUUAUUAUUGUUAUUAUUAUUUAUGAUUUCCACUCAAACCCUUUUGGGUGGGGGCGAGCAGGAGCGAUGAUUUGAUGCGGGAGAUACGCAACAUUCAUGGCGAACACAACAGAGUUCGGGGAGAGCAGCGCGUCCUUCCACAGCUAUGCAUCCACGGCCUCUGCGGUCAAGCUGGCCUCCCUGGGGCUCAUCAUGGGCGCGAGUCUGCUGGGCAACGCGUCGCUGUCUCUGCUGCUGCUGAAGGACAGUUCACUGCACAAGGCUCCCUACUACUUCUUGCUGGACCUGUGUCUGGCCGACGUGCUGCGCUCGGCCGUCUGCUUCCCCUUUGUGAUGGCGUCUAUCGGAGCCGGUUCCGAUUGGCCGUAUGGCGCGCUCAGCUGCAAAAUUGUCGCCUUCAUGUCGGUGCUCUUCUGCUUCCACGUCGCCUUCCUGCUCUUCUGCGUCAGCGUCACCCGCUAUAUGGCGAUCGCCCAUCACCGCUUCUACUCCAAGCGCAUGAACCUGUGCACGUGCGUGGCGGUCAUCUGCAUGGUGUGGACCCUCUCCGUGGCCAUGGCCUUCCCGCCAGUGUUCGACGUGGGCACCUACAAGUUCGUGCCCGAGGAGGAGCAGUGCACGUUCGAGCACCGCUACGUCAAGUCCAACGACACUCUGGGCUUCAUGCUGAUGCUCGUGGUCAUCGUGGGCACCACACACGUGGUUUACGUGAAGAUGCUGUGCUUCGUUUACGACCACCGCAAGAUGAAGCCAGCCCAAUUGGUGCCGGCCAUCAGCCAGAACUGGACCUUCCAUGGGCCCGGAGCCACCGGGCAAGCUGCAGCCAAUUGGAUCGCUGGCUUCGGGCGUGGGCCGACGCCGCCCACGCUGGUGGGCAUCCGGCAGGCGUCGCACCCUGGCAAUAGGAGGCUGCUGGUGCUGGACGAGUUUAAGACGGAGAAGCGCAUCGGGAAGAUGUACUUCCUGAUCACGCUGGCCUUCCUCGUUCUGUGGGCGCCUUACAUUAGCGCAUGCUACUUGAGGAUAUUCGUGCGCGGGGCUCCCAUCCCGGAGCUCCACCUGACAGCCGCGGUGUGGAUGAGCUUCGCCCAGGCGGGGGCCAACCCCAUCAUCAGCUUCAUGUUCAAUAAGGAGCUGCGGGUUAGACUCAGAGCCUGCUUUUCCUGCUGCCUGGGAACACAGACACCCAUGGAGCCAUACUGCAUCAUAUGAACCCUCUAGGCCCCGCUCCCCAAAUAUACAGCCAAAGACUGACAUUUAUGCACUGUAAAAACUGCUGACUCAAAAUGAACCGGAUGUGUGUAAGUUUGCUCAAACAGGGACUUUGUUUGGGUUAUUUAACCAGCUUACACUGAUAAAAACAAACUGGUAGGGUUUAACUAAUCAAAGUGGUCUGUAUACAUUUUAUUUGGGAAGAUUUUAAUCUAAAGUCUAUAAGUUUCAUACGUAAAAUGCAAAUAAAUUUAAUUCUACAAGUUUUGAACAUGCUUAAAAAUUCUCUCAGAUAAAUAAGGUUCAUGUCGGUAAGCUGUCUUUUUACUCCCAAGUUAAAAAGAAACGGUUUGUAAUUAUGACACCAUGUUAUUAAUAUGAAAUAGGUACAUAACAGGAGUGUGACAACUUUAUGGGAAAACCACAAUUUUUUGUUAAUGUUUACAAAAUGCACUUGAAAGAAUCUGAUCAGUGUAGAAAAGUCCAAUCCAGGUUUGAUAACUCCAGUUAUUUGAGACUUUUGUCAAAAUAGUGGAUUCUAACAGUGAAAAAGUUUGAAAAUGUUUCCUUUUGUUUUUUCACCGAUGUGACAUUUUUACAAAUGUCCAACUGGUCAGGUUCAGAUUUCACCAUUCUACAUAUUUUAGGGCUUUUUCUCACUUAUUUUCUUAAGUUUUGUCCAAAUCAGUUGAGUUUCUUUGCUUGUGACUUUCUCCUUUUGUUCAGUUUCUCCGUGAAAGUGAAAAGUGAGAACCAGUCUGAAUAUUGGUCAGUUGUGUCUGAAAUGUAAACACAGGAAGCAUAUUCUGUGUGCUGAGGUUAUAGAGAAUACAGAUAAUUUAAUCAUAUCAGUAGUGUGUUUCUGGGUAUUUCAGAAAAAUCAAGGCCCUGAUUUUUUGGGGGCAGCCCAAAGAUUUUUCUUUUUAAAAAAUACAUGCUUUGCAAACAUUGCACUUGAUACAAAACUCACAAACUGCUACCAGGAGAGUUGUACUGAUGUUUUUGGAGUUUUUAUUAAUAUAAACAAUAUUCAAGUGUUUGAAAAGGGAAUUUAGUAGAUUUCUUUGGAAACAGCAUGAAAAUAUUGGCAGGGGAUGUAUUAAACCGACCAUGCAUCAAUCCAAACCUGCUCAUUUGUAGGACUAUGUAUUAAAGUUCUGUAAUUUGCAUUAGUGAAACAAUUUUUCUGUUGUGAAUAGAUCACCAAAACUGGCUCCAGCCCAGGGCCCACAUCCUUGUAAAUCCAACCCUGUCUACAAAAUAAUUUUGAGAAGACAUCUUGAAAAUUGCAUACAGUUCUAUGCUUUAUGAAAAAAAAUGUUUAGCCAAUUUUUAUUACUCUUACACAUCACACACAGUGUGCAGCUCAAACCUGGCUAUGGGAAGCUGUUUGACUCAAAUUUGCAGUGUACACCUGAUAUCCGUGUUGCAUUGAGAUCGGAUCACAUUCAGACCAUAAAUUAACUGUUCUGGAGUUCAUUUGAAACAGUACUGAGAGCGCCUCCUCCAAAACAGUCCUGGUACAGUUGUUUCAUUGUCAACAAUAUGUUCACAUCUACCCAGACAAACUCCACAGGGUGGAAAGAACCAUAGUUUGUCUUAGAUGAAGUUCGUCUUAACUGGUAUGAAAACACCCUUAAAUUUAGAAUCACAAGCACACAAAUUAAGUUCAGGUUCCUUAAAAACCUUUUACUUUUAGGACUAAUCGAAAGCUCUGAAGAAGAUGCUAGUUUUUACAUUGUGAAUUAUUGUUUGCCAGAGUCGGUAUUCUCACAAUUUUUACAAAUCAAUUUUAUUUUGUUUGUCACUAUAACAAAAUCUGACUGUUUAAGCACCUUGGCUUGAAAUUUCUUUACAUGCAAAAUGGAAGUGGUAAGAGGUAUAAUAUGAAUGAUAGUCACAACAUCUAGGUAAGAAUUAUUAAAUGAAGCAAAUUGCCCCACAGUCUAUGGAUAACAAAAUUAA